UCGACCAAAACAGCUUCAAGACAAAGAAAACAGAAUCAAUAACUUGUCCUUGAUAUAUAUAUUAAGCCAAAAAUGUGUUCAUUAAUCCCUUCUCCAUUGUUCCAAAACUUCGGCUGGCCGUCGAGGGGAAAAUACGAAAGCUAUUACGGUGCCGGAGAGAACAUCAAUAACGGUCCAUUUCUUGAUUUUCCGGUACCUCAGACUUAUGGAGUGACUCAUCAUCAUCAGAACAGCCUGCAGGGAGUAUCCGUUUCAUCAGAAGGAAAUAAGAUAGACAACAAUCAGGUCGUGGUCAAGAAGCUAAAUCACAAUGCUAGUGAACGUGACCGUCGCAAGAAGAUCAACUCUUUGUUCUCAACUCUCCGUUCAUGUCUUCCAGCCUCAAAUCAUUCGAAGAAGCUAAGUAUCCCUGAAACGAUAUCUAGGAGCUUGAAGUACAUACCGGAGCUGCAACAGCAAGUGAAGAACCUAAUACAAAAAAAGGAAGAGCUUUUGGUACGAGUAUCGGGUCAAAGAGACUUCAAACAUUACGAUAAGCAGCAACAAAAGGCGAUCGCGAGUUAUCUCUCAACGGUUUCCGCGACUAGGCUUGGAGAAAGUGAAGUGAUGGUCCAAAUCUCAUCGUCAAAGAUUCAUAACUUUUCGAUAUCUAAUGUUUUGAGUGGUUUAGAAGAAGAUGGAUUUGCUCUUGUGGAUGUUUCAUCUUCAAGAUCUCACGGAGAGAGGCUCUUCUACACUUUGCAUCUUCAAAUGGAGAAUAUGGAUGAUUAUUACAAGAUUAACUGUGAAGAGUUAAGCGAAAGGAUGCUGUACUUGUACGAGAAAUAUGAAAAGUCGCUAGAUUAAUGAGGUGAUUAAUUCAUAUUGUGUAUUUUUAAUCCAUUUGUUCUUGUUUCUUUUUUAG
This is a messenger RNA of Capsella rubella, 904 nucleotides long. RefSeq names its product transcription factor ORG2. The transcript has 2 exons. The record is from RefSeq and is a predicted model, not a curated record. Gene Ontology annotation, molecular function: RNA polymerase II transcription regulatory region sequence-specific DNA binding; protein dimerization activity; DNA-binding transcription factor activity, RNA polymerase II-specific. NCBI's taxonomy places the organism in Eukaryota, Viridiplantae, Streptophyta, Magnoliopsida, Brassicales, Brassicaceae. Gene Ontology annotation, cellular component: RNA polymerase II transcription regulator complex. Gene Ontology annotation, biological process: regulation of transcription by RNA polymerase II. The coding region runs from base 73 to 846 and encodes 257 amino acids.